Molecule: messenger RNA, 399 nt
Organism: Podospora anserina S mat+
Lineage: Eukaryota; Fungi; Ascomycota; Sordariomycetes; Sordariales; Podosporaceae
Exons: 2
Coding region: 1-399 (132 amino acids)
Source: RefSeq, a predicted model, not a curated record
AUGACAUCGUUUCUAUUUCGUUCCAGCAGAAACCCUCAGUACAAACUCGUCUUCUACGUCCCAACCACCCACCUUCGAAUCUGCAAAGACGCCGUCUUUGCUGCUGGAGCAGGCCGUUAUCCCGGAGCUGGCAAUUACACAGAAUGUUGCUGGACAACAUUGGGAACUGGACAGUUCAAACCGGGACACGGUGCCAAACCUUACAAGGGAAAAAUCAACGUACUCGCUGAGGAAGAAGAGGCUCGGGUUGAGACACUGUGUGUGGGAAAGGCCGUGGCCAAACGCGCCGUGGAAGCUCUGAAGAAGGCACACCCAUACGAGGAGCCAGCUUAUGAGGUUUACAAGAUGGAGGACGUGGAAAGCUGGCGCCUAGGCUCUGGAUUGCGAGCCAAGUUAUGA